UGUGGCCCCUGCGUGGUGACCUGUUGCUAUCCUUUAGGCCCGUCAGGAGACCUGGCCUUAGGGGAAGGGAGGAUCAGAGCGGCGCUUCUCAAGUGCGGUCUAGGGCACCGGGCAGGUCCUGUGGCAGCACUAUCAAUAGUUUCGUAACAGCGAGACGUCAUUUGCCUUUUUCACUCUCUGGAAUUUUCCAGAGGUGACCGGAUGUACGAUGAUGUCAUCGCUCUGAUGACUAAAGGAAUAUGUGCUUGUAUAUUAUUGCAUUUUCUAGAAUUUCUAAGGCUUUGUGCCUCCAGUAAGGGGCUGCUUACCCCUGGCAGAGGACUGACUCAAGGAUCUCAGAGCCCCAGAAAACAGGGAGUCUUCUACAUUCAUGAAGCAUGUUCACCUAUACAUGUGAAUAACGUUCGAGAUAAGUUGCGGGAGAUAGUAGGAGCAUCCACCAACUGGAGAGACCAUGUGAAAUUAAUGGAGGAAAGAAAGUUACUUCAAAGUUUUUUGGCUAAGUCACAGAAGGGACUGCCACCUAGGAAGAUGAAGGACAGUUAUAUUGAAGUUCUCCUGCCUUUGGGGACUGAACCUGAAUUACGAGAGAAAUACUUGACUGUUCAAAACACCGUAAGAUUUGGCAGGAUUCUUGAGGAUCUUGACAGCUUAGGAGUUCUUAUUUGCUACAUGCACAACAAAAUUCAUUCAGCUAAGAUGUCUCCUUUAUCAAUAGUUACGGCUCUGGUGGACAAGAUUGAUCUAUGUAAGAAGAGCUUAAGCCCAGAACAAGACAUUAAGUUCAGUGGCCAUGUUAGCUGGGUAGGAAAGACUUCCAUGGAAGUGAAGAUGCGAAUGUUCCAGUUGCAUGGUGAUGAAUUUUCCCCUGUUUUGGAUGCAACAUUUGUAAUGGUGGCUCACGAUUCUGAAAAUAAAGGGCCAGCAUUUGUAAAUCCACUCAUCCCUGAAGGCCCAGAGGAGGAGGAGCUGUUUAGACAAGGAGAACUGAAUAAGGGGAGAAGGAUUGCCUUCAGCUCCAUGUCGUUACUGAAAAUGGCUCCCAGUGCUGAGGAGAGGACCACCAUUCACGAGAUGUUUCUUAGCACGCUGGAUCCAAAGACUAUCAGUUUUCAGAGUCGAGUUUUGCCCCCUAAUGCUGUGUGGAUGGAGAAUUCAAAACUGAAGAGCUUAGAAGUUUGCCACCCUCAGGAGCGGAACAUUUUCAAUCGGAUCUUUGGUGGUUUCCUUAUGCGAAAGGCAUAUGAACUUGCAUGGGCUACUGCUUGUAGCUUUGGUGGUUCCCGACCUUUUGUGGUAGCAGUGGAUGAUAUCAUGUUUCAGAAACCUGUCGAGGUUGGCUCAUUGCUCUUUCUUUCUUCGCAGGUGUGCUUUACGCAGAACAAUUACAUUCAAGUCAGAGUGCACAGCGAAGUGGCCUCUCUUCAGAAUAGAGAGCACAUGACCACCAACGUCUUUCAUUUCACGUUCAUGUCGGAAAAAGAAGUGCCUUUGGUUUUCCCAAGAACAUAUGGAGAGUCCAUGUUGUAUUUAGAUGGGCAGCGGCAUUUCAACUCCAUGAGUGUCCCUGUGACCUUGAAAAAGGACUACGUUGUGGCGCCCUAGGCAAACCUCACUUGUUGGAAACCAGCAUUCCACCUGCCAUGACAUGGCGCCUGAUGAAGCCUGAGCAAGUGUAUUGCUUUUAGUGUUGCUUCUCACCCUCCAUGCAGAAGGAGAAUGUAUUUAACUUUUAGGAAGAUCAGAAAAGUGAACGAAAGAGUGGCUGGAUGGGCAGAAGGGAGAAAAAAGUUAUUAAACAAUAAAUACUUUAAAAACUCUUAA
Messenger RNA from Tupaia belangeri chinensis (Chinese tree shrew), 1824 nucleotides. It is a transcript of the gene ACOT9, whose product is annotated as acyl-CoA thioesterase 9. Gene Ontology annotation, cellular component: mitochondrion. Gene Ontology annotation, molecular function: fatty acyl-CoA hydrolase activity. Gene Ontology annotation, biological process: acyl-CoA metabolic process. The transcript has 16 exons. NCBI's taxonomy places the organism in Eukaryota, Metazoa, Chordata, Mammalia, Scandentia, Tupaiidae. The record is from RefSeq and is a predicted model, not a curated record. Bases 202 to 1605 code for a protein of 467 amino acids.